GGAUGGUUGGAGCCUCCGAAGCGUUUCCCUCCAGAGCAGCUCCGGAGGCAUCCGGGAGCGCCGGGGCAGAAGUUUGGGAAGGCUCGGGGCUGGCUCUGGCACUCUGGGACAGCUCGCCGGGAGCCGAGAGGCGGCGGCUCUGCUCCCCGCAGCCCCCCUAGCGCUGUGCCCCUUCUCGGGGGCGGAGGGGAGCAGCGUGUUCCCAGCCCGCUCCCAGCUCGCAGCCCGCUCCCAGCUCGCAGCCCCUGCUCUGCUUCUCGCCCUCAGCUCGCUCCGGAGCCCUGGGCUCGGGCUGCAUCCCCGCGCUGAGCAUCGCUCGGGACAUUCCUGCUGCCUCCGGAGCGCUCGGACCGCGCUCCCCGCAGCGCUCCGUGGAUUAAUCCCUCCUUUCGGAGGUUAUUUUCGUCUCGCCCCCGGGCGGAUCGGCGGGAGGAAGAGCCGGGCUCUCCUGAAAGCGGCAGGGGGUACAGAGGUACCCGCCAGGGUCUCCCAGCGGGGGGAGAGGGGCUCCCCGCUCCCGCUCCCUCUCCCCGGCUGCCGACUGUGGGGGCUGCUGCUGCUGAGCAACAAGACAGCGCUUGAAACUCAGCCUCAACUUAUCCCAGCAAGCAAGGAUGGCAACGCUACCGGAGCUUUGGAGCCGCCAAGAGAGCCGGGUAGCCGGGGUUUUGAUUGCCACCGUCUAAUAAAUUGGAGUAAAAUGGAAUUUCUUGCCUGGGUUUUCCCUGCCUUAGUUCUACUGUGCACCCAGCAGCACAGGUGUAUCAGAGCUAUGAAUGACAUCGGUGAUUACAUAGGUUCCAACAUCGAAAUAUCCUGGUUACCCAACCUGGAUGAUUUGAUGAAAGGGUAUGCACGUAAUUUCAGGCCUGGGAUUGGAGGUCCUCCUGUUAAUGUUGCUCUUGCGAUCGAAGUAGCCAGCAUUGACCACAUCUCUGAAGUGAAUAUGGAAUAUACCAUGACGGUAUUUUUGCACCAGAGCUGGCGAGAUGACCGUCUGUCUUACAACCACACCAAUGAAACUUUGGGCUUAGACAGCCGGUUUGUGGACAAACUCUGGUUGCCAGAUACUUUCAUAGUAAAUGCCAAGUCUGCCUGGUUCCAUGACGUGACUGUGGAAAACAAACUUAUCAGGCUCCAGCCAGAUGGAGUCAUUUUAUACAGCAUCAGGAUUACCUCAACAGUGGCCUGUGACAUGGACCUUUCCAAGUAUCCAAUGGACGAGCAAGAAUGCAUGUUGGAUUUGGAGAGCUAUGGCUACUCUUCAGAGGACAUUGUCUACCACUGGUCAGAAAAUCAAGACGAGAUCCAUGGGCUGGAUAAGCUGCAGCUCGCUCAGUUCACAAUCACCAAUUACCAGUUCACAACAGAAAUGAUGAACUUCAAAUCUGGACAGUUUCCCAGGCUCAGUCUCCACUUCCACCUUCGUCGAAAUCGAGGCGUUUACAUCAUUCAGUCUUACGUUCCUUCUAUCUUACUCGUGGCCAUGUCAUGGGUGUCCUUCUGGAUCAGUCAGUCUGCUGUGCCUGCCAGAGUGUCGUUAGGUAUAACUACCGUUCUCACAAUGACUACACUGAUGGUCAGUGCCCGAUCUUCACUCCCACGAGCCUCUGCCAUCAAGGCCCUGGAUGUUUACUUCUGGAUUUGCUACGUGUUUGUCUUCGCUGCGCUGGUGGAAUAUGCAUUUGCACAUUUCAAUGCUGACUACAUGAAAAAGCAAAAGAACAAGAUAAAGGCAAGAAGGCAGAGUGCAGAGAUAAACGUGAAGAACGCCAUUGUUCUGUUUUCCCUUUCCAUAGCUGGUGUGAACCAGGGACUGGCCAUUUCCAAUAGGCAGCACCGAAUUCCCAGAGGCCUGCCUGGAUCAUAUGGCACAAUAGAAAUAGAAACUGGAGAGACAAAACGGCAGCAGCUGAUGAAACUGGAUAAAAAGAGUGGUCUGAAGUCCCUCUUUAAGCCCAUCGAUGCUGACACCAUUGAUAUAUACGCCAGAGCCGUGUUCCCAGCAGCCUUCGCAGCAGUCAAUGUUAUAUACUGGGUCGCAUACACAAUGUAAAAAAGAAAAGGGAAAUUGAUGUGAAGAGCUACAAAUGGAACAAUACCUACAGACUGAGCAGUCCUUGCAGAAACUGUAUUGAUCCAUCUCUUCUCAGAAUAUUUUCCAAUGAGCUCCAGACAUUUCUAACAUCAAGAAAGUCCUGUGACCAGUUCUGAUGAAAAGCAGCAAUUUAUAACCAAUCUGAUUCGAUACAGUGCUCUGCCAAACAGUCCCAGCUCCUUCUCUCCUGUAUUAUCACCAGACAGUUUUGCAUAUGUACAUAUUUGCAGCAAAAGUUUAAAUCUUAAAUUACCAUGAUUUUCCUCCACUUUAAGGGUUGGUCAGUAAUGAAGAUUUGGCUUUUCACGCUCAGAUCACUUCUUUUUGUAAUGGAAGAGUUAAUUCCUCACUUCCACAAGUGAUUUUCUGCAUCUGGCCUUUUUUUGGGUGGUCUAAGUUUAACAGUAGUGGUAAAGUAGGAGGUUUUAAUCAUAAAAAUGUCACAAACAGAGUAAAAGGGAAUAUAGGGGAGUGGAUUUUUUUCUUAAAUUAUUAUUUGUCUUGGAUAACGUAUUGAAAAUAUUUCAAUGCUCUUAGUCACAGCAUGAAAUAAAAUGUACUACAUAAAAUCCUAAUGAAUUGUUAAUAAUGGCUGUGUUCCAUUUCAGAUCUAAGCUAAUGAAGGUUUAAACACUUAAACACAGUAAUACUUAUUAUUUAGGCCCAAAAAUACACAAAAGUGAUUUAGAAACAUAGGCAAGGCUCAGGCUUUCUGUGUUGGAUUAAGAAAAAAAUUUUAAAGGUGGUUGAUAAUGAAGGAACUCCAUUUCAAGAAGGACUUUAGAAUUCGUUCUGUUAAUUUUCAGUGAGAGUCUACCAUGUGUGCCUCUGAAAAUAUCCUUUCUGCGUCUGUCUCUAAAUAGCUGAGUGAAGUAAAAAAAAUGUCAUAAAUGGCUUUAAGUUACUCAGUUGCUUCGGCUAUUUUUGCCAGUUUUAUUCAGAGGCUGAGCUAACUUGUUAGGCCUCUUCGCUUCCAUUAUUUGACAGUGAAAUUUGUGGAUUCUCAUACAUGCUCCUUGAUUCAGUUCUAGAUCUGCUCACCUAGCUCAUGCAAACUUUGUUCUGCAAAUAAUUUCAGUGUCCUCAGCAAAUAAAUGCAGUAUUCACAACAAAUACAAGGUUCACAAUUAGCCUCUAAAAACCUCCACGGCAAAUACAUGGGAAUCUGGUGAAAACAAUGGAAGUACUGUUAGCGUAGGAAAGCAAUGUCAGACACUUCUGAAGGGAAAUGUUUCUGGAGAAUUUUGUUGCCUUAAAAGUGAGAGCUUGUUUCAAAUAUAGCGCCUGACACAAAAGCAAAUAUGAAAUGAGAGAGGGAGGGAAAGGAGGAGGCAAAAUGAGUGGCUGAAAGCUAUGAUGGAAUAGAGCAUGGGGAGGCACAGGAUUAAACAAACUGAAAGAUGUGGAUAAGAAUUGUGCUGGGUGUUGAAGAUGGGUAUCUUGAACAUAGUGGCUGAUAAUUAAUAGUUACAAUUGCAAUACGGAAGAAAUGAGCAUUCGAUCACAGUGGAGUAUGCCACAUUCCUCCUGCCUCACUUAUCUGUGACGUACAGUUUCAUUUCAUAUGACCAGCACUGAAAGAGCAUUUUAACACAGAUUUAUAAAGUAGAAAAAGGUUACUUCAAUAUCACUGAAGUAAGGGAAGGGUCUGAAGAAAAAAAUAAUGAUCCUGAGCUGAGCUAUAAUAAAAAAUGUGCUCCUACCAUAAGUCAGGCUUAGGUUCACCUUAAUCUGUCAUUUCUGUUAUAAUCAAACACCUCUCCAUUAACAGUGUGCUGGAAAGACCAAACUGACAUCAAGCUAUCAUUGUUCCACAAACUUGUCCCCUGUCUAGCCCUGGACUGAGGGACUGGGUUCUGCUCCAAGACUUCGCCACUGACUUGUUGAGGAAUAUUAAUUAUUUCACUGCAUCAUCUGCAAAACUGAUAUGAUUAUACUGAUUUCUUUCCUAUAUCUUUGAGUUUUACAGAAGAAAAACCCUUCAGGAGAGACAGAAACUCUUAUCUCCAAGUAGGUAAGUGCAUCCAACUAGCACUUAUGUGGUGCUAUUUACCAUCAUUUCUGCGCCUUUCACAUACUGAAUUAAAGAAAAGUAUAACUUAAUUUUCACUUUAUCCAGAAAGCUAAUGAAAUUCUGCAUCUCCUUCAAUACAUGUAGGUAGUCAGGCUCCUCUUUUUCCUUCUGCCUCUCUUUCUAUUUUAUGUUUCUUGGUGUUUGUUCCUGAUGUCGAUGAAAUGCUUCAUUACAGAAACACACCAUUUAUUUUCUAAGUGUGUUUUUGGUCAUGAUCACUUUCUCCCAAAGGAAGUUGAACCCCUCUUGCUCUCUUCCAAAUCAUUCUUACUAUUUGAUAUAAUGAUUAAGUGCAGAGUGGGAUAAAACCAUCAGAAGCAUGGCUUUACAAAGCCUUUUCUUUAUUAAAUUGUUGCUUUUUCCACGACCCUGGGUCAGGUCCUUGACAUACCUUAGCUCCCAUUUCUACUUCUCCCUUUGGCUUAAAACUGAGCUUUCCCAAUUUACUCCUGAUCUAAUUCUUGACAGGCUUCAGAAGCAAUGGAAGUUUAAAUGUAGCCCUUGGAUGAUGUACUUUAAUAGGCAAGGCAGGUCUAAAAUAUUCUGCACGGCAUUUUAAACAGUAUCACCACAAUAGCACUGCACCCUUUAGGAAGGCCAUAGUGCCCUGUCCUUCUUGCAUAAAUUAGAAAUAACCUUUGUUUUAAAAUCAGUAGAUUAACCACUGCUGUGAAAGCAGAGUCCAACCUUUCUCUACUCUGCUGGUUUCUCUAGCUCUUAGUUCAUUACAUCGCCUGUCAGGGUUAGUAUCUAAAUCCAGCUGAAUACUCGCAAUAAGUUCCUGUGGGGGGUAAAUCAUAAGAAAAUAAUACAUGAUUUUGGAAUUAAAGUUAUUAAAGAGCAGACAAGAAAGCAUUGACCUAGUCCCUCUCGUGUGCAGUGGCUCCUAUUUAGAGAAACUCACAAGAAGCUGCUGCAGAUAUUACCAAGGCAGUGUCUAAUCUAAUUACUUCAGCAGUUAUAGUUGGUAAUUGUGCACCUGGCAGAACUCCUUACACUGAAUCCAACUGAGUAAUCACAUGGGUUUAUUGGACAAAAUUAGUUGCUUCUCCAUCUGGGAGACAGUCAGAGGUGGCUUGCCCUGCUGACUCCUUCAAAAGCUUUAUUCAGUGACUUUUUCUGUAGUUUGACUGCAGAUCUUCAAGGUGCACAGCUCUGCCAUGACUGAUCAAAGUAAAAGGUGGCAGCAUGAUCACCCUCAAAAAAAUCCCAAAGCAGCAUGAUCGACUAUCACAAUAUUGUAGACAGAAGCAUAAAUAAAGGUGAAAACCAUCUCAAACCAUGGCAGGCAGGCAGAAACGCAUACUGUGAGUGUACAUAUGGCAGUUGUGUCCAUUCCAGGAUGGAGGUGACUCAGAGGGGAGAGCAGGCUUUCAGCUGCUGAUGCUGUGCUUGCCUGAGCAGCACAAGACAAAACACCUCCAUCAUGUAGUGGGAUUUUCUUAAAUCUGUCUCCAGAUCCAGAAAUAGGGAAGUCAGAUGCCAUUCAAGCCCUUUUAAGGAGAAACCAGUAUAGCAGUGUGGUGUAAUGAUUGGAGCUUUGUACGAACCUGAAUCUUCUGUACAUUUCAGUGCGCUUUACUUUCUUUUUUUCAUUUAAAACCAUCAUACUUACAAAUUGUCAGCCAUUAAUUCUUUAUAUGUAUUGAUGUCUAAAUGCCCUAUUGAGCUCCAAAUUCAUGAUGCCUUUAAUAAAUAGAAAUAAACUAAAUUUGAUAUUUGUUGAAUGCUGACUGUGGAUGGGUCGUACUAGCAUUAAGGAAAGGAAAAAUAGAAAAGUAUGUGGCAGAUCAGAAGGCACUCUUUUUUUGUGCUGUACCUGAAAGCAUUUAUAUUCCUUUCAGCAAUUUAGAGUACUGCUCUAUGGACUGGCGUGAGUGGGAUAUGUGUUAAUGUAAUCAUUCUAAAUGUGAAAUGUUAAUAAAAUGUAGAUCUACAGAAACUGGAGCUUCUAUAAACAGACAAAAUAGAC
This is a messenger RNA of Cuculus canorus (common cuckoo), 6144 nucleotides long. RefSeq names its product gamma-aminobutyric acid type A receptor subunit delta (gene GABRD). The coding region runs from base 701 to 2056 and encodes 451 amino acids. Gene Ontology annotation, biological process: monoatomic ion transmembrane transport; regulation of membrane potential; chemical synaptic transmission. The record is from RefSeq and is a predicted model, not a curated record. Gene Ontology annotation, molecular function: GABA-A receptor activity; neurotransmitter receptor activity; extracellular ligand-gated monoatomic ion channel activity. Gene Ontology annotation, cellular component: synapse; GABA-A receptor complex; membrane. Lineage: Eukaryota; Metazoa; Chordata; Aves; Cuculiformes; Cuculidae. The transcript is spliced from 9 exons.